Molecule: messenger RNA, 2202 nt
Organism: Mollisia scopiformis
Lineage: Eukaryota; Fungi; Ascomycota; Leotiomycetes; Helotiales; Mollisiaceae
Product: subtilisin-like protein
Exons: 3
Coding region: 1-1938 (645 amino acids)
Biological process (GO): proteolysis
Molecular function (GO): tripeptidyl-peptidase activity; serine-type endopeptidase activity
Source: RefSeq, a predicted model, not a curated record
AUGUGGCUGUUCUACGAGCUCGUGAUCCCCAUAUUCCUCGCCUUCUGCAAGAGUGUGUCGAUAAAUGCUACCCCUUUGAAGAGCAGCUCUCCAUAUGUCGUCAAAGACAACCACCCUAUCCUCAUCGGUUGGCAGAAAGUCAAUCGAGCACCUCGAGAUGCUCAAUGCCAUUUGCAAAUUGGCUUGAAACAUGGAGAAUUUGAAGCUCUUGAGCGAAAUCUCUAUGAAGUUUCUGAUCCUGACCAUCAUCGAUAUGGACACCAUCUUUCGGCUGUUGAGGUUGAAGACCUCAUGAAGCCGACGACGGAGACAGAGGACCUUGUCACAGCAUGGUUGUCAGAUCAUGGAAUUGGCAAUGUCACUUACAGUCCAUCACGAUAUUGGAUCACCAUUCAAUUACCAAUUCACUCAAUAGAGACUUUACUCGAUACCGAGUACUUCGUCUAUCAACACGACGACGAUGGACUGACAGCAAUCCGAUCGUCUGCAUGGUCACUGCCUCAUCACCUGCAUGACCAUAUCGAGGCUAUACACCCAACAAAUGCUUUCAUAAACACCAAGACCAAGACACAUCGUCUCCGGUCACGUUCUGAAGUACAACCACUAGGUCUUGGAGAGAAUGGCGCUCCAUCAUACAACGAGCUCGUGGCGAUCGAUCACACACAAUUCGGUCAUAUGGAAAUUCCAGAUAUCAAGGACUUGCCAAAGAAUCCUUCUCCUUCUCAAGCUUGCAAUAGAGUUGCGACUUCGCCUGUCUGUCUUCGUACGUUGUAUGGAGCACUUGAUUACGUUCCUCAAUUGCCGGCAAAGAAUCGCAUUGGAGUGGUAAAUUUUCUGGAUCAUAUCAGUAGUGUAUCAGACAUCGGGACUUUCCUUCAGCGAUACCGGCCUGAUGCAGUCAGUGCUGGAUAUGAGAUUCAGACAGAGAAUGUUCCCCGCACCUCCGACUCUUUUACACAUGAUCAAGCAGCGGCAAGUGUGAGCCUAGAGGCUAAUCUCGAUACGGAAGUCAUCCUUGGAAUGGCAUCUCCUGUUCCGAUUACAGCGUACAACGUUGGUGGAAGUGCGCCCGCAUUCCAAAAUAGCCAGUCUGCUGAAGAGAACACGAAUGAACCCUACUUGGAAUGGCUGCAGUAUAUGCUAGCUCAACCAGAACUACCACAAGUCAUAUCUAUAUCCUAUGCAGAUGAAGAACAGACUGUUCCGCGUUGGUAUGCCAAACGAGUUUGCCAAGGCUUUGCACAGUUGGGAGCUCGAGGUGUUUCAGUCCUUGUUGCGAGUGGAGAUGAAGGGGUCGGAGCGGAUGGAAUGUGCUUUAACAACGAUGGCAGCAACAAGCCGAUGUUCUUACCCAAGUUCCCAGCCUCUUGUCCGUAUGUUACUACCGUGGGCGGAACAAGAGGUUGGGAUCCAGAGUUGGUUGCGUUUGAUGCCCGUGCUACAUUCGUCACGGGAGGAGGUUUCAGCAACUACUUCUCACGUCCAAGUUUCCAGAAAGGUGUCGUUGAUGAUUACGUCAAUGGCCUAGGAUCUCUUUACGAUGGCUUGUAUAACAGAAACGGACGCGGAUAUCCGGAUAUAUCACUCAGAGCCUAUCACUACAUCGUCGUGUCGAAUGGUAGUUCCACCAUCUUUGAUGGUACUAGCGCUUCUACUCCGGGCGCAGCUGCCAUAUUCUCACUUGUCAACGAUGCCCUCAUUUCUGAAGGAAGACCAGCGCUUGGUUGGCUCAACCCUUGGAUCUAUUCCAAAGCUUCCAAGGCUUUCAAGGAUGUCGUUGCGGGGUCGAACACUGGCUGCAACACUGCUGGGUUCCCAGCUAAAAUCGGAUGGGAUGCUGCAACUGGAUUUGGAACGCCUUGGUUUCCAACACUCAAAGCACUUGCCGAAGAACGAAGAUUUCGAAACACCAAGCCAUGGUACAUGAGCUUUUGGUAGGAUCAAGGGGUACGAGAGAGAUGCCAUCUGGAAUAUAUUCCUAAUCAUCAAGAUUUUCUAAUGAAUCUCUGAAGAGAAAAGCAAACUCGUAGAAAAAGCUAGUCGCCAAGGUUUUGGUUCAUUCAAGUGAGCCGAGUUAGUAUGUAGAGCAUAUCAGAUACAACACAGUCUUGCAAUAUUUUUAAGGGAUGGAAAUCGGUGACAUCAUCACAGUAUGAAAUGAGAUGUUGGACUCUCUUGAGUAAGAAUAGGAGAAAGCAGGAU